This is a messenger RNA of Phoenix dactylifera (date palm), 1739 nucleotides long. NCBI's taxonomy places the organism in Eukaryota, Viridiplantae, Streptophyta, Magnoliopsida, Arecales, Arecaceae. The record is from RefSeq and is a predicted model, not a curated record.
CGAUACGAUCUUUUGACUGUAGUUUUCAGUGAGUAAUCAAGAUCUUAUUAUAUUAGGUGGAAGGUCGUUUGCGAGCCAAGUAAUGCUCUCACGUGCAUGCCACGUGACCUCGACUAAUAAAUAAUGCUCACGCGCAUGUCGUGUCAACAGCACCCGCUCGCGUGCGCAUAAGAACACCCAAGGGAGAUUCCAGGAACCGCAUUUCCGUUCCGUUCUGCUUGCCGCUCCGUUCCCUUACCGACAGCACGACCGCGGGAAGAAGGAAAACAGAGGAAGAGCUACGGGAGCGGGAGAGAGAGAGAGAGAGAGAGAGAGAGGAAAAUUGAAAAAGAGGAAAGAAGGAAUGGCGGACGCUUCGUUCUGCCCGGACUGCAAGCGGAGCACGGAGGUGGUGUUGGACCACUCGGCGGGGGACAUGGUGUGCUUGGAGUGCGGGCUGGUGCUGGAGGCCCACUCCAUCGACGAGACCUCCGAGUGGCGGACCUUCGCCAACGAAUCCUCUGAAAACGACCCAGUCCGUGUCGGCGGUCCAUCCAACCCGCUCCUCACCGACGGCGGCCUCUCCACUGUCAUCGCCAAGCCCAACGGCGCCCAGGGCGACUUCCUCUCCUCCUCCCUCGGCCGCUGGCAGACCCGCGGCUCCAACCCCGACCGCUCCCUCAUCCUUGCCUUCCGCACCAUCGCCAAUAUGGCCGACAGGUUGGGUCUUGUCGCCACUAUCAAGGAUAGAGCCAAUGAGAUAUAUAAGAAAGUGGAAGAUCUGAAGUCCAUUAGAGGACGAAAUCAAGAUGCAAUUUUGGCUGCUUGUCUAUAUAUUGCUUGUCGCCAAGAGGACAGGCCUCGAACUGUAAAGGAAAUCUGUUCUGUUGCCAAUGGAGCUACGAAGAAGGAAAUUGGUCGGGCAAAAGAGUACAUUGUAAAGCAGCUUGAAGUUGAGAUGGGUCAAUCGAUGGAAAUGGGUACGAUCCAUGCUGGGGAUUUCCUGCGGCGUUUUUGUUCACAUCUUGGCAUGUCAAAUCAAGCAGUCAAGGCUGCUCAGGAAGCAGUCCAGAAGUCAGAAGAGCUUGAUAUAAGGAGGAGUCCUAUAUCAAUCGCAGCAGCUGUCAUUUACAUGAUAACUCAGCUAUCAGAGGAGAAGAAACCUCUAAGAGAUAUCUCUUUGGCCACGGGAGUGGCAGAAGGCACUAUAAGGAAUUCAUACAAAGAUCUUUAUCCCUAUGCUUCAAGGAUCAUUCCAGCCUCAUUUGCCAAGGAGGAAGACCUCAAGAAUCUCUGCAGCCCAUAGUUCAUAAUUAACCAGUUGCAGUUGAGCUACUUGAAAAAUUCAGGACCGGCAGGUAGCAUGGUGUGACUGAUGCAUGCCAUUUGUUAUUGGCACAAGAAUGUUCACAUUCUUCGACAUGAACUUUUGAAAGGACUCCAGAAACGAACCUGAAGUAGUUUUCUUUUUUUUUUCCCCCUCUCAACAUAUGUAUUUCUGAACGACUGUGUGGUGAUGAGCAAACACAUUAUAAACUAACCUAACCUUAUGGCUGAGACAAACAUAAAUACUAGUCCGCGUAGGCCUCUGGCACUAGGCUAGGAUAUAUGAUAACUAUACAACCUGUGCUUUUAAUAGCGUUUGCCAUGUAAUUAAGCUUGAGUCCUUGUUUAUUGUACACGUGUUUGACGACUUUCUGUAUCUGACUGUAAAAUUCUUGAAGAGUAUUCAACAGAUCAGAUGUCAUGUUCUAUUACAA